This is a messenger RNA of Eruca vesicaria subsp. sativa (arugula), 1345 nucleotides long. Lineage: Eukaryota; Viridiplantae; Streptophyta; Magnoliopsida; Brassicales; Brassicaceae. The record is from the annotation of a GenBank genome assembly.
AGUGCUCUCUUUUGCUCUCAAGUAAUCUUUUCAUUUGUUUUUCAUUUCAUUCUAAUUCAACCCUCGAUUGAACCCUUCUUGUAGGCUGAAUUUCAAGAUGGAUUUCGUAAAGAAUCUUGACACGGACACGUCUCUAUUAAUUCUUUCGUGUCUAGACGACCCAUCAGAUCUUGUUCAUGCCAGUGCUGUCUCACGCUCCUGGCGAGAGUUCGUGAUUAGAUACGGUCUCUCCAAGAACCUGUGCUUCAAGCUGUUCCAUCAGCUAAAUUGCGUGGAUCGUGUUAAUGAAGAGUCCUCAUGGUCAAGCAGCAGUAGUCUCAUGGAUGAGACAAAGCUACCAGAAAGAGAGCACAUGGCUUUUACUUUUUUGGCUAAAGGCUGCACGUCCUCUCCUAUCAGAAGCUGUAUUGCUGAGGCGAUCAUAGCAUCUAGCACUGAUAACUUCCCAGAAGAGAGUAUCUUGGAGACGCUUGAUGAAAGAUAUAAAAUUCGUGGCACACCUUCGUAUUGGUCUAGUUCAGGACAUCACAAUACUUCUGUGCCUGAAACACUUCUUUAUAAGUUGAAGGGUGAUUUGUGUGUCGUUACUGAGUUCAGCAUUCACCCUUUUCAAGCUUAUUUUCAGCGUGGUAAACCGAUAUACUCUUCACAUUAUGUUCGUUUCCGGUUGGGUCACCUUGUUAACAAGUCACAGGAGAAUAACAACUAUGUUUGGACUUACACUUCACAACAGUUUCCCAUGGUUCAGGAAAAUCGGUUGCAGAACUUUAAACUUCCAGAGCCAGUUGUUUGCAUUGGUGGGUAUAUGCUGAUAGAGUUUCUUGGUCGAGUUCAGACACAAGAAGGGGAUGGUCUAUACUACAUAUGCGUGAGGCAUGUCAGAGUGAUGGGAAGAUCACUAGGAAAGUCGUUUCGGUUGGUGGAUCUGGACGAGUCAGGGAAGUUUGGGUUGAAUGUGGUGAGGAGUUACUGUGAUCCUAAAGAAAUGGGUGAAGAGGUGGUGGAGCAAAGGCCGUUUAGGCAGAUGAGUACCCGUGAGUUCUUGAAUUUCAUCCACGAGGAGCCUAUAGACGACUUUGAGUAUGGUUGGCACGAAGAGGAAGACGGCGAGGAAGAAGAUGAUGCUGAAUCAGACGGUGAGGUUUAGUGUCUGAGUCACUAUGAGGAUGCUAAAUCCAGUGGGUUUAUUUAUUUCUCUUUUAUUUGAGAAUCUUACAGUGUUUUUAAAAGCUUCUUCUCUAGCCGUGUUGUAAAUGAUUUUCAGUUUUUGGGACAACAAUAUUAUAUACUCUUUCAUAUUGUUUGUUUAAGUAUCAUAUUUAUUCAAUGCAUCAUAAGAGUUUGC